GCUUGACCGGACUCCACUCUGGCAGUGAGAACAGGCUGGUCAUGUGUUAUAGAACACAACACUGUCAUAUUUUUAUUUCAUGACUUCUGCGAGGGUGAGAUCUAAUAAAGGCCAACAAAGUAAAGACCUUUUCCUGCCUAGUCUGCUCUAAAAGUUUAUCCUAUUACAAGAAGGCAACAUGGAAGCCAUUGCAAAGUUUGACUUCAAUGCAUCAGGAGAGGAUGAACUGAGCUUCCGUGCUGGGGAUGUUUUGAAGAUCUUAAGUUCUCAGGAAGACUGGUAUAAGGCUGAGUUGAAGAGCUAUGAAGGCUAUGUCCCAAAGAAUUUCAUAGAUUUUCAUGUCCCCAGCUGGUUCCAUGAAGGAGUAUCUCGUCACAAGGCUGAGAAUAUGCUCAAGGACAAGGGAGUUGGUGCUUUCAUCGUUCGAGCUAGUCAGAACUCCUCAGGUGACUUCUCCAUCUCUGUCAGGCAUGAAGUGGAUGUCCAGCACUUUAAAGUGAUGAAGGAUGCAAAGGGCAACUACUUUUUGUGGAGUGAGAAGUUCCAGUCAUUAAACAAGCUCGUGGAAUACUACAAGACCAUUUCCAUCUCCAAACACACAGAGAUCAUCCUGCGGGAGGAGACUAUAAAAGAACAGCAGGAUGUGUGCUUUCACAAAAAGGAAAAGGAAGCAGUUCUUCCACCUGCCAAAGAGACAGGAGCAUCAGGGCACAACAAAGAUGUGGCUCACUCUACAUCCUGGCAGCAUAAGCAGGAAAGGCGUGGCUGGAGUUUGGAUAUUCAAGAUGGGCCUAAAAUCCAACAAGACCUUGGAGAAGCAAGUACAUCAUCUAUGUUCAGGAGACACACUGAUCCAGCACAACAACCACAGCGAACACGAUGGGUCCGUGCCUUGUAUGACUUCGAGGCAGCUGAGUGUGAUGAGUUAGGAUUCUGCACUGGAGAUGUCAUAGAAGUCCUGGACAGCUCUCAUGCCUUUUGGUGGAAAGGGUCUGUACAUGGACAAUUUGGUCUCUUUCCAGCCAACUACGUAAGUCCUGUGACCUGGUGAAUUCUCUAAUGAUACUAGAUUUUAUCAUCGGCAGAAGAAAUCUUCCUAUCGCCGCAUAACUGACAUGGUUUUUCACAAUCGUAACAUUAGCUGUUCGGUAGGGUUUUUUUUUUUCAAUUGUACCAUCAUUUCACCCAAAAGAAAAUUAGAGGAAAUAAAUUCUGUCUGUUUCACAACAUAAAUGAGCUGCACACAUUCCCAAUUGGCUUGGACCAAUGGUGGCACAAAACCUCUUCUUGGGGCAGCUGCUCUUAAGACUUUUUUAAUUUUAAAAAAGAGGCUAAACAUACGUUUAAUUUUUAAAAUGUACAUAUAGCACUUUACGUUUUAUUUCAUGGAUUUAAAAAAACUAUUUAGAUCUCCUGAACCACAAGCUCAGGCAAAUGACAGAAUCAGUGUUCGGAUUACUGUUUCGCACACCAGUCAUUUGCAUUGCAAAACUCAGGAGGAAGUUGGCCUCACAAUGCCAGAGAAAAAUGCAAUAUGAGUUUGGUUUUGUAUGCUGUGAUUUCCUAAUCAUGGUGAAACUGUAGAUUUUCCUGACUGGAAAAAAAAAAUCCAGUACUAUUCUUUGUUCUUCAUCUGUUAUGGUAAAGAUGCAUAUGUGUGCUUACUUCACUGAACAGCCAAGGACAUUAGCGUUUUGUGUCUUGAACUGGGUUUAUAGUUUGCUGUUUCUAUUUUGUUUUUAAUUGGGAUUGAGCAAAGAUCACAGACCUUCAAUAGGCAGUAGCAGGAGCCUCAUAUCUGCAGAGGGAGUUGGAUAAUGGUCAUCAGGUUUCAGGUCUAAAUCUAACACUGUCUCCUAGUAUGCUGAGCCUCUCUCACCAAGAAAUGAUCUGGUAAAAUUGGACCACUGAUACUCAUGUGCAGUUGCACCUCCACAGGAGUUAUGAACCGGAGGUAUAAAAACACUGGGAAAUAUUAAGACAGCUCUUGUUGUUGACCCCACCACCAUAUACCCAGGAAUAAUAAAGCCUACCUAUAAUUUGCUCUAUGCCCAUUUACUUGAGACUAAGCUCUACUGAUACUGUACAUGAAAGCACUUCUAAGUGCACAAUGUGGCUCAAUUGGUAAUAUAUAGGAAAAUUAAUUUAUCCUCCUACCACGGUACCUGCGAGUAAGCAAAAAAAUUUUUUAAAAAACUUGACUACCAAUGUUGACCCCACUACACCUUAAAAACAGUUCUGAGGUCCCAGCCUCUGAGUAGAAAACCACCAGGCUCCCUGUAAACACAGGUUUGUCUACACUGUAACUAUAUACGGUAGGCCUGCUAUAUCCACGAAUUCAAACAUCAGUAGCUUGAACAUAUAUAUAUAUAUAUAUAUAUACUGUAUUACAAAAAGCAAACCUUGAUUUUGCCAUUUUAAUAAGAGUCAUCAUUUUACUAUCCUUUGGAUUUAAUGGUACUUAAGCAUCCACAGAUUUUGUGAUCCGCAGGGGGUCCUGGAACCAAACCCCAGUGAAUACCAAGGGCCUGCUGCACCAAUUUUGUUUUAUACAAUUUAAUGGUAAUCUCCUUCCUCCAAAGAGUACUGGCAAGUGCAGAGUAGUAAGAGUGCUGAGAAUUCUAUUAUGUUCAAAGCUGUAGAGAGGGAAUUGCUUAUCACAGCAGUUAGUGUGAUGCCCAUAUUUUCCUUCAAGCUAGAACAAGCUAAUGUAAUGUAAGAAAGAUGGGUGCUUUCUGAAGCUGGAUUUAAACAUUUUGGCAAGUGUUUUAGUGUUAUGCAUGUAUUAUUUGUGGUAGUUAUACAUAUGUUCUCUUAGGCUGCUAAUGUAUGCCAUAAUGGAAAAUUGUUAAAGAAUGUGGGCGAUCCUGCACAAAGACUGUACUUGAAAGCUUUUUAACUGUGCAGUCUCUCAAAAUACACUUGCAAGACUCACUGUCUUUAGAUCUGUCUGUUACAUGAUGACAAAUACAUCUCAGUAUUAGUUACUCUUUGGUUUUUAUUAUGAUAACAAGCUAUGCACUUGCUGACAAUAAGGAUUUUUGUACUUUAUUAAUUUUACUUGUUAGAUUUGAUCCAGAAGGAGUUAUUCUAGAAUCCUGAGAAUGUAUAAAGUUAUGCUCAUUGAG
Molecule: messenger RNA, 3128 nt
Organism: Sceloporus undulatus (fence lizard)
Lineage: Eukaryota; Metazoa; Chordata; Lepidosauria; Squamata; Phrynosomatidae
Gene: GRAP2
Product: GRB2 related adaptor protein 2
Exons: 8
Coding region: 179-1051 (290 amino acids)
Molecular function (GO): protein binding
Source: RefSeq, a predicted model, not a curated record